AUGAAAAAUAAUCUGACUGAAGAAUCUGAAGCUUUCUCGGUCCUCUUCUCUGCUUCCCCUCUCUGUGCAGCGAAUAUGAGCAGCCGAUGGAAUCGCACGAUCUACGUUGGAAAUUUGCCUGGGGAUAUUCGUAUGAGAGAGGUUGAAGAUCUCUUCUACAAGUACGGACCCAUUGUGGACAUCGAAUUGAAGAUUCCACCGAGACCUCCUGGUUACGCCUUUGUCGAGUUCGAAGAUCCUCGUGAUGCAGACGAUGCAAUUUAUGGACGGGAUGGGUAUGAUUUUGAUGGGUGUCGACUACGGGUUGAGAUUGCACGUAGUGGUCGUAGAGGCUCAUCAACAGUGGAUAGGUACAGUGGGAGCCGCGCACCUCCAAGACGGUCCGACUUUCGUGUGCUAGUGACGGGAUUGCCUCCAUCUGCAUCCUGGCAGGACCUUAAGGAUCACAUGCGGAAAGCUGGAGAUGUCUGCUUUUCUGAAGUCUUUCAUGACCGAGGAGGCAUGUCUGGCGUUGUGGAUUAUAGCAACUAUGAUGAUAUGGAGUAUGCGAUAAGGAAACUAGAUGACUCAGAGUUUCGAAAUGCUUUCUCUAGGGCUUAUAUACGGGUGAGAGAAUAUGAGUCAAGGAGUAGGAGUGUGAGCCGCAGCCCAUAUUGUUCUAGGAGCAGGAGUCUGAGCCGUGGUCGAAGCUAUAGCUAUAGUAGCAAGAGCAGGAGUGCCACACCUGCUAGAUCCGUUUCUCCCCGGUCACGGUCCAUUACUCGUUCUCGUUCGCUACAUAGCUCUGUCUCAAGAUCCCGGUCAAGAUCAAGAUCAGAUUCUCCAGUUUCACCCGUGAGGUCUGAUUGA
Messenger RNA from Microthlaspi erraticum, 849 nucleotides. NCBI's taxonomy places the organism in Eukaryota, Viridiplantae, Streptophyta, Magnoliopsida, Brassicales, Brassicaceae. The record is from the annotation of a GenBank genome assembly.